Trypanosoma grayi is the source of this 378-nucleotide messenger RNA. RefSeq lists its product as hypothetical. The record is from RefSeq and is a predicted model, not a curated record. The transcript has a single exon. Bases 1 to 378 code for a protein of 125 amino acids. Lineage: Eukaryota; Euglenozoa; Kinetoplastea; Trypanosomatida; Trypanosomatidae.
AUGAUCAGAUUACUACCGCUACUUACCUUGCAUCGCUACUCUGUGGUCGUGCCUAAUGGCAUUCUUGUCGAGAAUGUGAAAACCGCAGCUUUAUGUGCUGCACCCGCGCUCGCCUCGCUGCUCCCAAACCCCGCUACAAACGAUUUGGUGGAUUCGCCAAGGCGGAGCGGCAUGCAGUCCCUCACCAUGGGGGCUGCGCUGCCACAAAUCCAAAACAAAAAAGAAAACAAGAGCGGUGAACAAAAACCGUUUCCAGAUGUAUACGGCUCUAGUAUUGGAUACCUGAGUGCUUUGCCGCAUUGUGCUGCAAACGAGGAAUGCCCAGGGUUUAACAAUGUGUGCUGCAGCGCCAGGAGGGCGGGUCGUUGUACUAAAUAG